UGAGCUCAGUUUGCAAAAGCAAAAGCAUGAUGGUCUUUGUGAACAACCUCGAGUUGGACACUGUUGUGCAUGUUUUCCUUGUGACCCAUAAGCUCAAAAAAGGGAAGGUUGGAAAAGAACAACACUCUAAGGGGAAGAUGUACUGUCCCUUCUGUGGACACGUCUUGAUGGAUAGCCCUGCUUUUUGUAGCCUGUGUGGCAAAAACAUAAAAUUUUUAAAGGACAUCACCAGCAAUGUGACCAGAAAUUCUGCUGUUGAAGAGGCAGCAGCUGUUGCAUCGUCCAGUUCCACUGUACUGACCAGCACAAGCAAACAGUCUAGUUAUGCCGGGAAAUCAGUUGUGGAGUCAUUUAUGCAGUUUAGGGAUGUGAAAGAAAGGGAGAGAAAGUCAUUCUUUUCAAAGAAACAUCAGGGACAGAAGGAACAGAAAACAGUUAAGAUUCACAUUGGCAUCAUGAAAAGGACCAGUGAUGGUGUUAAAUCUGUCAGAGGAAAGAUACUUCCUCUUGAAGUUCAGUCUCACUGGUCAUCAGAGCAAAUCCUGGCUGCCAGUGUGAAAAAACAUAAGGACUUUAACCAGGACAUGGAAGAUGAACCCUAUGUACUGCUAUACCCUGAUGCAAGGGAAGUUAGCACAGUUCCUGGAACCAAUAGCCCUUUCACCGUCAAAGAAUACAAAGAUGCCCUAGGGAAACCCUAUCAAAGAAUAACUCUGUACAUUUGUAGCCAUGAGGACUUCUUUAAUACUGAUUGCAACACAGAGUUGGGGUCUGAAGAAGACAGCGUGGUUCAGGUUAAAACAGUAGGAAGUCCACUUUCUGACACUGUGGUAUGGGACUUUCCAAAUAAUCACAGCACCCCAGAAACGGCAAAUUCAAGAAAUAGGGCAUCGAGUAAUGUCCAACCUUUGUCUGAGAGUCAAGGUGACUGCUACAGCAAAUAUACAAGUGUUUAUGCACCCAUUGUAAUUGAUAGUGACUCUGAUCAAGAAGUUCUCAUUGACAAUGAUGACGAGGAAACACACAGCACUAAUGGCCUAACUGCUGCAGAUGUUCUUGAAGAGCUGGCCUCAAAGAUAAACAAAAAAUCUGUCAGCAGAUUUAAUAUAAACAGGGCAAAUGUUUGGGAUGGAGCAGCUCGGGGCUUUAGACGUGUAUCUUACAACCCAGCAGAUGACAUACUUGUCAAGUUUAGCGAUGACACUGGACAGCAUGAAGAUGGAAUGGAUAAUGGUGGUCCUAAACGUGAAUUCUUGACUUUAUUAAUGAAAUGUCUUCGAUCACGACGGAUCUUUGAUGGACCUGAAGACAGCAAGUUUCUCACAUUUGACAGUGCCGCUGCAAGAGAGGAUGAAUACUUCCUUGCUGGCAGAAUGAUUGCCUCAUCAGUGGUCCAUGGUGGGCCUGGGCCUGCCUUCCUCUCCAAGACACUCUACCAGCAUCUGAUUGGGACAACAAAGUCUGAUGUUGAGGUCACCAUUGAAGAUAUAACUGAUGAAGCUACAAAAGCUUUUCUGUUGGAAAUAUCAAAUGCUGCAACACUGAAGGAACUUCAAGAGUACAUUGAGAAACAUUCCAGCCUCUUGCAGACAGCCGGGUGCUAUGGAUUUCCUGACAGUUUAGAUGGUAAAGAAAAGAUCAUUAAGGACUACCUUCAGUGGUACAUCAUAUACCGCAACCACUUCUCAAUACAAAGAUUCAAGGAAGGCCUUGCAACACUUGGUGUCAUCCAUGCCCUGCAGCAGCAUUCGUUCUUGUUUCAGCCCUUCAUGUGCUCAAGGGCAGAGCCGCUGACUUCUGCUAUAUUGGAGGACGUUUUUUCAGUUGUGCUGAGUGAACCUGGCAGUUCACGGCGACACGAAGAGAACAGAGUGCUUGGGUACUGGAGAGACUAUCUGAUUGACUCGGAAGAUAACAAAACGGCAGUCUCCCUGCAAGAACUCCUGAUGUUUGCGACAGGCUUAAACAGCAUUCCACCAGCUGGAAUGGAACCCAAACCCAGAUUGCUCUUCGAUCACUCAUCUCGUUUUCCACUUGGGAAAACAUGUGCAAACACCAUAGCAAUUCCAGUGGCUCAGUCAUAUGACCAGUUCCAGGCUGACAUGGACUUUGCAAUUCUUAACUCUCCUGGUUUUGGCCUGUAUUGAUUGCUUGGGUCCUGUACAAUAUGAUGCUUGCAUCUUGAUUUGUUUAUUACGACUGCAUUGUCGUAAGUCUUACAGUAAAUGUGUUUAAAGUUGUCGGUCAGUAAGAGGCUAGAUAUCCCUUUUGGUUACUGUCUAAAAAAUAAAAAAGGGACGGCAAAUUUUAUUAGUUUCCUUCUGGCACCAUGGCUUUACAAAGAAAUACUUUUGCACAUCUGUUGUCGUGUCAGUACAAACUACUUGGACUGAUGGUUAAGGUUUGCAAUAAAUGUGUUCUGGUUUUCAA
Messenger RNA from Paramormyrops kingsleyae, 2430 nucleotides. The record is from RefSeq and is a predicted model, not a curated record. NCBI's taxonomy places the organism in Eukaryota, Metazoa, Chordata, Actinopteri, Osteoglossiformes, Mormyridae.